GACGGCGAACUGUGUCAACUUUCUGCUGGAGAGAAAUAUCCCCUGAACAACGGAACAAUACAUAUGCUCGCUCAGCAACCUUCUUCAAACGCUACGGAAUCAGGGGCUGUUAUCAUCGUGUCUAUCACAUUUGCAUCAGGUGCAACUGUGUCAUUUGACAUCCGGUAUUCACCAAAGAUGGGCCGACAGUUUGUGAAUAUUUUGUUCAGCCCAACUGCCACGUUCAAGGGCAACACGGAGGGACUGUGUGGGCUCAUGGACGACGAUGGUGACAAUGACUUCACUGGUCCUGACGGCACUGUGUACAACGACACUUCUGUAUUUGCUGAAACUUGGCGGAUAAAUAAAACCCACCACGGCUCAGGUCUGAUGGGGUCCUGGUCAUGGAACUCUUCUAACUUCCAUCCUGAUGACGUCAUGGAUCCUGCCUAUUCUGACCCGAACCACCGCCCUUCUGUCGGCAUAGAUGGACUGACUCAGGAGCAAAAGGGAAAAGCUGAAGAAAUGUGUAUCGCUCUCGGGUUGACCGGCACACUUCUUAAUGAAUGCGUCUUUGACGUGUCAAUCACUAACGACACAACCUUUACUGAACAGGAGGUUUUUAAAGGUUGUCCAAACCAGUGCUCUGGUAGGGGUCGCUGUGUGAACGGAACCUGUGACUGUAUAACGGGCUGGUCUGGUGAAGACUGUAACGUUGGAAACUGCACAGACUGCUCCGAGGAUCACGGGAAAUGUGAGCUGGGGUUUUGUAUGUGCCUGCCCGGAUGGGAGGGAGCAGCCUGUGCUCAACAAGCGACAUGUUAUGCCGUCAAAAACUGUACCAGCAUGAGUCACGGGAUCUGCAUUACCACAGAUGUCUGCAGAUGUGAGCCGGGCUACAUCGGUGCUGAUUGCAGUGUGGUUCCCACGUGCGUAAGUGUUGCUAACUGCACAGACCACGGAUUGUGUGUGGACUACGAUACCUGUCUGUGUGAUGAACAGUGGACAGGUGACAAGUGUGACCAGUUCUCAUGUGCAGCAUUGGAUUACUGCUCUGGGCACGGAAGCUGUGUGGACAUAGACGUCUGCCACUGUGAGCAAGGCUGGACCGGCAGCUCCUGUGUGACACCGGACUGUCCUGAAGUUAACCAGUGUUCCCGCCAAGGAGACUGCGUUGGUCCGAACAUCUGCCAGUGUUACAGCGGGUAUCAAGGUCUGGACUGCAGUGAAGCCCAGAGUUGUCCUGAAUUGCAAGAAUGCAGUGGAAACGGGGUUUGCGUCAACAGUUCUAAAUGGCAAAUGGAAUGCAACUGCUUCCCAGGGUUCAGCGGCGCAAAUUGUAACCACCCAGACUGUACUGAACAGAAUAACUGUACUAACCACGGCAGCUGCAUAGAGCCUAACCUGUGUCAGUGUGACAGUGGGUACACCGGGAACGACUGUGCCAACUUCUCUUGUGAAGCAUUGCAGUAUUGUUCUGGCCAUGGAAGCUGCGUGAGGUUUGACACAUGUGGCUGCGAUCCUGGCUGGACAGGUGGAUCAUGUAACAUUGCAAACUGCAGCAUCAAAGGUGACUGCUCCAGCCAAGGCACGUGUGUCGCCCCAAACACGUGCGUAUGCUUCCCUGGGUUCCAGGGAGAGGACUGCAGUGAAGAGAACCUACCCAAUGAGCAUCCCCCAGUCUUUCAGAAGGACAGAUAUGAUGCCACAAUGCCCGAAAACCAUCCCGUUGGCUCACCGAUUCUUACAGUUUUUGCAAACGAUACUGACAGUGGACGUAACGGUGAGGUCAGUUACAGGCUUGCCCAAACAGGGUUGAACAGUGAAAAAUUUGCAGUGCAUCCUACUUCAGGAACCAUAACUUCAGUCGUUGAGUUUGACUUCGAAUCGUUGGAGCACGCGUCGUUCAGUCUCAUUGUUGAGGCAUUUGACCAAGGGGUGCCGACACUUACGGGAUCAGCCACGGUAAACAUAAACAUAACGGACCAGAAUGACAACAAACCUGUUAUUAGCAUUCCUCCCGAAACCGAGUACAAUCUUCAAUCCAUCUCCCCGAUCGGCUUUCACGUGACUACUGUCCACGCUUCUGAUGCUGACAAGUCCGAUGAUAACUCAAGAAUCACAUACGGAAUCACAAGUGUCAGUCCCUUCCUUAACAUCGAUGCCACAAACGGCAGUGUAACUGUUAGCAGUGCCUUGGAAAGUGGAACGUACGUAUUGAGGGUCAGGGCGUCAGAUCACGGUUUACCACCGAAAACAGACGAAGUCACUCUCCGUAUGAUCGUGACCAAAGUAAGCACAAACACAGCUCCGAAGUGUCCGGAAGAUGAAAGUAUUGAGGUUGCUUCUGGCAAUCUUACAACAGGGUCGACAGUCGCGACUAUAGAAGCAGAAGAUGCCGACAACGGUCCAAACGGUGACAUUUCCUACAGUUUUAAGUCCCUAACAGGAGAACUGGCAAGUCUGUUCGGCAUUGACCCGUCCACUGGUCGGAUUUACGUUGCGACUGAAGUGCCACAGUUAAACAGCACUUUCUCAGCUGUUUCAAUGACAGUUGAGGCCAGAGACAACGCUGUAGAUUCCUUGUCCUGUGAAACAAGAGUCGUUGUAAUAGUAACUUCUCCAGAGUUCAGUGGAACUGUGCCAGAUAACGUAUUUCCAACUACAACUACGCCAUUAACAACUACAUCUGAGCAACAAACUCCACCUUUGGAUGAAUCUACCGCUCUGCCUACAACGGAAAGAGCGAUUACAACCAAACGGUAUGAAACAACGACACCUUUUGACAGAUCUACCACCGGCUCUACAACCCAUCAAGACAUUACAUCAGAGAAAACCGAAAGAUCUACCGCCAUUACUAUAACAGAAAGAGCGACUACAACCAAACUGUAUGAAACAAGGACACCUUUUGGCAAAUCUACCACCGGUUCUACAACAAAGUCAGACAUUACAACAAUGGAAACCGAAAUGUCAACCGCUAUGAUCUCACCAGAAAAAGCAUCUACAACCAAAGAGGAUGAAAUCACGACCCUUUUGGCCAGGUCUAACACCGGUUCUACAGCACACCCAGACAUUACAACACGGGAAUCAGGUAGUUCUACAGCUCACCCUUCAACAGAAAGGGCGAAAACAACCAAAGAGUAUGAAACAAGCACUGCACGGACAGCAACGACAGAAGUACCCAUGUCAGUGGAAACACGUUUGUUCAGAGGCGUCGUAAAGAUCGAGAAUCGAGAGUGGAAGGAUGAACUGGAGGAUCAAACAUCUGAUGAGUUCAAGACUUUGGCUACAGAGGUCCAGCAAGAGCUGGAUAAUGUGUACAGGAACAGCGACCUUGGGGGCACAUAUCACUCUGUGGAGGUUACGGGCUUUUCUCGCGGAAGUGUUAGAGUGGACUUCAUGGUUCGUUUCAACUCACCCACGGCCACACCCAUUGCUAGUGAUGAUGUCCUAGCUGUGUUGGAAGGAAGGACAGACAUUGGCGGUCUGCAAAUAGACCACACUGUCACCAGCAUCUCAGAGGUGACCGAAGAUGGGGAAAGUUAUGUGUGGUACAAGAACCCAAUAUACAUCUUAGCCCUCUGUGUUGGUGCUGCAGUCAUUGUCACAAUUCUGGUAAUACUGGUGGUUUGGCGUGCUAAAAAGAGUCGUCGCAAGAUGGAUAUAGCCAGUCACAAUCAAUGGCCUUCCCAAAAUGCACAGCGCCUACUUCAACAGCGCAUACUGAUUCCACGUGCGAGGCUCUCGCGAGACUCUGCGAGACAGAUGUACCAGAACCCGGUGUACAACGUUAACGAAUGAUUAUGGAGAUGUAAAUACUAUUCCAAGCGUUACAAUGAAACCGUAGUUGUUGUUUUUUAAAAUUUACAACUAAUCAGAAAUUAUACAACCGCAUAUAUAUACAAAUUAGAAAAGAAUUACAAAUAAUUUAGAAUGUUUUUAGAGAAAUCGGUCUCACAAGUAACCGAUAUUACUUGAAAAGUGUUACUGUUGUGCUGUUUUAGCAAGUUUUACAUUUAUUACAUAAUUUGUUAUUGGGUUAUUUGGUGUUAUUUGUUAUUGGUAAACAGUACUGUUGUUCUGUUUUGGCAAGUUUUACAUUUAUUACAUAAUUUGUUAUUGUUUUGUAUCCUCCGUCGGGACGACAAGACUGAUGAUGAUGAUGUU
Molecule: messenger RNA, 4146 nt
Organism: Branchiostoma belcheri (Belcher's lancelet)
Lineage: Eukaryota; Metazoa; Chordata; Leptocardii; Amphioxiformes; Branchiostomatidae
Exons: 16
Coding region: 64-3780 (1238 amino acids)
Biological process (GO): homophilic cell-cell adhesion
Cellular component (GO): plasma membrane
Molecular function (GO): calcium ion binding
Source: RefSeq, a predicted model, not a curated record